Molecule: messenger RNA, 2784 nt
Organism: Dipodomys ordii (Ord's kangaroo rat)
Lineage: Eukaryota; Metazoa; Chordata; Mammalia; Rodentia; Heteromyidae
Gene: Fancb
Product: Fanconi anemia, complementation group B
Biological process (GO): replication-born double-strand break repair via sister chromatid exchange; positive regulation of double-strand break repair via homologous recombination; interstrand cross-link repair
Cellular component (GO): Fanconi anaemia nuclear complex
Source: RefSeq, a predicted model, not a curated record
UUUGGAGUCACAAAACCCUGUCACCCGAGUGGGACAUCCGUUGCGUGGCUCUGUCGCCCAGGACUUAAAGCAUCAACUGGAAUCAGUUUGUAUUUGAAAGCUGUGUCGGUACAGAGAUUUGAUAUUAUUGUGGAAUGACCAACAAAUUAACAAUGUCAUUUAAUCAACAAGAAAGGCUCUUGUGUUAUAAUGGAGACAUCCUUAUUUUUCAGCUGUCUAAAGGAAAUUUUUCAGAUGAAAUGCCUGCAGAGAUGUCCAUAUUAUAUGUCAGUAAGAUGGCAUUUGAUAAUGAAACCAGAACAUUUGCUCUGAAGUCCACUGGAUUCUUUCCCAUACAGAAUGAAAGCUCUCAUUUAAAAAUUAUAUUUUGCAAUUGUGUGUCAGAUUUACGAACUGGAAUUAAUCUCCCUUAUAUUUUGAUACAAAACAAAAAAUUGGACAGUGUUUUUGAAUAUUGUUUACUGUUUCUCCACAGCAACAAUAAGUUUGAAAAGUGCCUGAGUUUUAGUCUAGACUAUGAAAUGAAUGAGACUGUAAGAGUCCUUAAUGGUCCUUUACUUUUAUGGCAAUAUGUCAACACACUCUACUGUAUCUCUUCCCAAAUUGGCAAAAUCAUUAGCAUAUCAGCUAGUUUUUCCUCUAUUUUGUGGAUAGGUGAGAUUCAAAAUCUAGGUAUAGUUUUAUUGGGGCUAAUGGAAUAUACCAGAAAACCUUUAGAAUCAGAUUCUGAAGCUUGUAAUAGCAAAUUUUGUGUGUAUUCUCUUCAAAGUCAAAAAGUAUUAAGUGAUACCUAUAUUAUUCCUCCUGCUUAUACUAAUGUGGUAACUUACAUUCAUAUCUGUACAACUGAGAUUGUCAACAACCAGUUAAGAAUGUCUCUGAUUGCCCUUACUCAAGUGAAUCAACUCAUUUUAUUUCACAAUGGGAUCCCGAAAAGUAUGUGCCAGCUUCCAUUUGAAGGUCCUUGUACAGUUCAACCUUUGGUCCCAAGUGGAAGAAGCUUAUUUUUCAUUGUUUCAUUUAGAUCCAAUCAAGUUUGUGCUGUUUCAGAAAAGGACUUUCAGGUUACUGCGAAAUGGGAAAAAUUUAGCUUAGCACUGGUAGAUGACUUUCUUGGAAAUGGAAGAGAACAAGUGCUGCUCCUUUUAAAGGAUUCCUUGAAUUCAGAUUGCCUGACUUCAUUUGAACUAACAGAUAUGAGUGACAUAAACUACUCAAGUGAACCAGUGGAGUGUAAUGAAGAGGAUUCAUUUGACGAAUACGAUGAGAAACGUUGUUUGGUGAUUCCACCUCUGCAAAGCAGAAUACUAGUAUAUUUGGGUGCAAUUCAGAGAUUCAAGGAUCUUCUAUUGCUUAAGGAAAAAUUUAUUUUAAAAUAUUGGAAAACUUUAAUAAACGUGAUUCGAGAUGAAAGUGCACCAAAUAUAGAGGAGGUACCUCUUGUUCAUUUUUGUGGGGAAGGAGAAGAGGAAGAAGAAUCUGCCAAUACCUUCAAUGAAAAGUUGCCAGACGUUUUUCAUCAUUCAGACCAGCAAAUAGAGAAGAUAUGGUAUCGUGUAUUGGAUGAUAAUUUAAUUGUUGGAGUAAAAACCACAUCUUCUUUGAUGGUUUCCCUGAAUGAUGUGACGUUAUCGCUAUUAAUCGAUAAAACCUAUAAUCCUGUCUCUCGGUUAAUUAACUGUCAAAAUAAGGUGAUUAGAUUGACUACGGAUUCUUUCUCAGCACCACAAGUGAAGCCACAUGAAAUAGGAUCUGAGGCAAAAAGGAUCAAGUUGCCUCACAAGAAAGAGGAAAGCUUUGUUGGUGAACAGCCAUCUAAGAAAGAGUGUGAAGAGAUAAUUGUUGGUGUGACAUCAUUUUCACCAUUUUUAUCAUUGAAUAAAUUUUGUUGUAUUGUGCUACUACAAACUAAGGAGAGAGAAAAUGGUAAAAGUCCUGAAAAUCGCUUUAUUUCAUGUGGCAGACUUUAUAUAAGUCUUGAAGAUCUUUCAAACGAGAAAUUCCUACUGACAUUUCCAGAGAAGAAACCAACAGUGCAUAUAGAAGAUCUUUUUGCACUUCUCACAGCGUUGAACAAAAACUGUUUUCAAGUCACAUCAUCUGACAGUGCCCUGAAUUUAAUGAAGAUGUGGCUUGUAGAAUACAUGAAUUGUGAAGUAAUCAAAGAAUUUCCAGAAAUAUGCGUUUGUAUAGAGCCAAGAGAUGUCUAUGGGACACUCUUCAAGUGGAAACAAAGAACACAAUUUGAAGGCAUUUUAACAAUAUAUACCAGGAAUCAAACAGUUUUGUUCCAGUGUCUUCAUAAUCUUAUCAGACAUCUCCCUAUAGAAUGUUUCUUUCAAAAUCUAAAAUCAGGAAGUGAGGAUCUGCUAGUUGAUUAUUCUGCAUUAACUCUGGAGAAGGAAAUACUUAUCCCUGCUUCUUGUAGUAUCUUAACCUUACAUAAGUUUGAAAGCAGCUAUGUUCAAGAAUGUGAAGCAAACAAAGAACAGAGUAGUACCAUGACAACUUCACCACAGAUAGAGGAUGUAAACCAUCUGUACAGAAAUGAAUUGAGGGAGAAACUGAUGAAGAUGAACUUACAAGUGAGUGGUUCUUUUUACAGAGCAAUGACUUUGAAAUUACCUGAGAUUCAGUUGCAAUCAGAUGUUGUUGCACAGAAAAUGACUCAUUUUUCACUGACAUGAAGUUUUUGUUCCCUUGUUAUAUGCCUCUGUUAAAAAAAAAAGAACCUAUUGUAGUCUACUACAAUCUUUAGGUGAUGUAUAAAAUUGUAUUCUUUAU